AUGAGCGCGUCAACCUCGUCAGCGUCCGCCUCCUUAUUUGUCCAUGCUCAGUGUGAGCUUCGCGCGGUAAUCCGUUUUCUUCACUCGCGUGGCGAGACGCCGGCGGCCAUCCAUCUACAACUUAGUACCUCUUAUGGAUCGACGUCUAUGUCAAUUAAAAAUGUGAGGAAGUGGUGCAGAAAAUUUUCAAAUGGGAGGGCGAAUAUCCAUGAUGAAGCCAGAAGUGGAAGGCCAUCUGUUUCAGACAAUCUCCAAGAACAAGUUGAGUCUGAACUUCGUGAAGAUCGACGAGUGACUGUUCGAGAACUUGAAGAAAAGUUGCAGAUACCCAAGUCCUCGAUUCACAGAAUCAUAAGUGAUUUGGGAUACCGAAAGUGUAGUGCAAGAUGGGUGCCAAAGAUGCUUACAGAGGAUCACAAACGCCAACAGGGACCACCAUUAAUUCGGCAUCGUAUUGUGAAACGCUUGAAUAAUUGCGUAAAGCCAUAA
This is a messenger RNA of Rhopalosiphum padi (bird cherry-oat aphid), 489 nucleotides long. RefSeq names its product protein GVQW3-like. The record is from RefSeq and is a predicted model, not a curated record. Lineage: Eukaryota; Metazoa; Arthropoda; Insecta; Hemiptera; Aphididae. The transcript has a single exon. Bases 1 to 489 code for a protein of 162 amino acids.